AUGGUGGGAGACAAGGCGAGAGGGGAGAUGAAUGCUUUUCAGAGAAAUGAAUCCAAGGAAACUUUGUUCACUUUUAUUUCUGCAGGAGAUGAUCCCCCCAAAGGAGAUUUCCCUGUUCAGAAGAAAUCCCCGAAACUCUGUGGCUCCAACUACCCCCUAAGCAUUGCCUUCAUCGUGGUGAAUGAGUUCUGCGAGCGCUUCUCCUACUAUGGCAUGAGAGCUGUCCUGACACUAUAUUUCUUAAGCUUCUUCCACUGGGAUGAGAAUCUCUCCACUGCUGUCUACCAUGCCUUUUCUGCGCUAUGCUAUUUCACACCUGUCAUUGGAGCCAUUAUGGCAGACUCGUGGCUGGGGAAAUACAAGACGAUCAUCUACCUCUCUGUUGUGUAUGUUGUUGGCCAUCUGAUAAAGUCAGUUGGUGCAAUUCCAUCCCUAGGCAACCAAGUGGUUCAUGUGAUCCUAUCUAUGGUUGGUCUGUUUUUGAUCGCCCUUGGAACGGGAGGAAUCAAGCCAUGUGUCUCUGCAUUUGGUGGGGACCAGUUUGAAGAAGAACAUACCUCGGAGAGAAGCAAGUUUUUUUCCAUCUUCUAUUUAUCCAUUAAUGCUGGAAGUUUGAUCUCUACGUUUGUAACUCCUGUAUUAAGAGGGGAUGUGAAAUGUUUUGGAGAGGAUUGUUAUGCACUGGCUUUUGGUGUCCCAGCAGCACUGAUGGGGUUGGCCCUUGUUGUGUUCAUUGCUGGAAGUGGACUGUACAGAAAAACACCACCACAAGGGAACAUCUUAUUGGAAGUGUGUAAAUGCAUCGGUUUUGCUAUUAAAAACCGACUGAAAAACCGCUCCAGUCAGAUUCCAAAGAGAGAUCACUGGCUGGACUGGGCGUCAGAAAAAUACUCGAAACAGCUGAUUGGGGAGGUUAAAAUGGUGACACGAGUUCUCUUCCUUUUCAUACCGCUGCCAAUGUUCUGGGCCCUGUUUGAUCAGCAGGGAUCCAGAUGGACUUUGCAAGCCACAAAAAUGAAUGCUGAUUUUGGAAUAUAUGUCCUUCAGCCUGACCAAAUGCAGUUCUUAAAUCCACUUCUUAUUCUUGUCUUCAUCCCAAUUUUUGACCUUGGGCUCUACCCCCUGAUAAACAUGUGCAAAUUUAAUUUCACACCUAUUAGGAAAAUGGCAACAGGUAUGAUCCUUGCAGGGAUGGCGUUUGGACUUGCAGCUAUUGUGGAAGUCAAAAUAAAUGAAACUGAUAUGCCUCGACUUGUCCCAGAAGAAAGUUUAAUUCGGGUCCUGAAUUUGGCAAAGAACCCUGUUCAAGUGACAAUCCAAGACAAGGACCUAUUUCAGCAGCCUGUGGAGGCUUUUCAGAACCCAGCUGAGUACUCAAAAUUAAUACUGAAUGGAGAGCAACAGAGCCUUCGCUUCACCCUGCAGUAUCAAGGAUUGUCUCUUCCUUUUAACUACACCGUGAAGGAAAAAUCAGUAUAUAGCUUAAUUGUUUUUGAGGCAGACGGAAACCUAUCAAGCCGCUUAAUUACAGACUUGGAAGCAAAGCCAGAAAAUGGUUUGGCAGCUGUUAGAUUCAUUAAUGGCUUGAACCAAGAUGUCAACCUCACCAUUGACAGCAAACGGUUCGUUGCUGUUCAGAGAAACUACAGUGCUUCUGAGUACUCGCUGUUAGAGAGGGACAGAUAUAACAAUGGAAAAUGCAUAACUGAAAUGGGAGAGUUUACCCUGGAGCUAGGGCUGCUUGACUUCGGCGCGUCAUACACCAUUGUGAUAACUAAUGUUUCUGGAGGUGCAGUUAAGACAUGGAAGUCAGAAGACAUAAAGGCCAACAAUGUCCAUAUGGCUUGGCAGUUACCACAGUACUUAUUAAUAUCUGCUGGGGAGGUGAUGUUCUCCAUUACAGGUCUGGCCUUCUCCUAUUCUCAGUCUCCAGCCAGCAUGAAGUCGGUGCUGCAGGCAGGCUGGCUGCUCACGGUGGCUGUUGGGAAUACCUUUGUGCUUGUUGUUGCCCAAGCUGCACCAAUGGCACAGUGGGCUGAAUUUGUCUUGUUCACUGUUCUCCUCUUUGCUGUGUGCAUUGUUUUCUCCAUCAUGGGAUAUUUCUAUGUCAGUGUGGAUCCAGAGGACCUAGAAGAAAAGGAAGAGAAGAGAGAGACCCCAAGCAGAGGAAACAUGAUUAGUCUUGUUACUCAGAAAACAAAGCUCUAA
Molecule: messenger RNA, 2208 nt
Organism: Nestor notabilis (Kea)
Lineage: Eukaryota; Metazoa; Chordata; Aves; Psittaciformes; Psittacidae
Gene: SLC15A2
Product: solute carrier family 15 (oligopeptide transporter), member 2
Exons: 22
Coding region: 1-2208 (735 amino acids)
Biological process (GO): transmembrane transport; oligopeptide transport
Cellular component (GO): membrane
Molecular function (GO): dipeptide transmembrane transporter activity
Source: RefSeq, a predicted model, not a curated record